CAGAAGCCGAAGCAUGCAGACUACAGUGUAGCCAGUAGAGACGGGCAAAUAAAAGAAGGGAAAAUGGAUAAGCAGCUCUGACGACUGCCCAAGAGUAGCGGUAAAAAAAAUUAAAACAAAACAGCACUGUGAACAUAAUAACAACAUUUUUCGACAGUUUAUGGAUUUGACACAAUGGGGAAUACAGCUGGAAAUAACUGGCAGAGCAUACCGGAAUGAGCCCCGUUACUGCAUUAAGCGUUUACAUUAAUGUCGCAUUCCAUGACAGUGACUAGGCGGACCUAAAACUGUAUCCCACCGGCCCACAGAGCUAAUAUGCACAAUAUGCACAAGCAGAAAUACUGGCAAAUGUCAAUGAUAAGGGUCAAGUGAACGGCUUGUGAGGGAUCAGCGCUCUGAGACUGGCUGGCGGAGCCCCGUUAAGGCGCACAAGCGGAUUAAGGCUCGUGAGCAGGUGCCUUUGUUGGCUCGCGCCGUUGCUAGUGGAAACCCGCAGUAGCCCGACGCGCGCGAGGAGACGCUUGUAAUGCCACCAGAUGAGCACUACUUCAUCACAGGGGGGAAUAAAACGCGUCUGACAGUUUUAGGAGUAUUUCGGCCAAUGCAAGUUCCAGCACCAUGUUCUACGGUUCCUCAUCUGCCAGCAUGUCUCUGCCAUCCAAGAACCGCUUAAAGCGUCAGAGUCGCACCUUUACACAGGUUCUGUACCGGACACUGAGUUAUCGUGACCGUCGAUCUGUGACUGACCUACCUGAGCAGGUACGGGACGAUCCGGCUGAGCUUUCCACCCAGUCAUCAGCGCCAGGUGUGCUGAAGGUAUUUGGUGAUGAAAUUAGUGCUGGUGCAAACUACAAAAGCGUUCUUGCCACACCUCGUUCCAGUGCGCAAGAGCUGAUCAAAGAGGCACUCGAGCGCUAUUCUCUAAACAAGGCUUCGGCCUGUAGCUAUGUGUUAUGUGAUGUCAUUGGUCGGUUUGAGGGACCAGAGCGACGGUGGAGGACUGAGUGCCUUCGGGCACUAGGGAACAAUGAAAAACCUCUUCUUCUGCAGGACUUGUGGAAGCCUAAGGAGGGGUACUCUCGCCGCUUUGAGCUGAGGCGGAGAGCCGAGGUGGAGGAACUGGCAUCAAAAGAGAAGGACACAGUGACUGCAGGGAACCACACAAACUCCCCUGUGCUAUCUUCAACCCUGAGUAGAGGCGGGCAUGGUAGAUGCAAUCGGAGCUCCCCUCGGGGCUGGCGUAUGUUACAGCCCAGUCCAACUAUUUUAAAAGAUAUUAAUGCUCAAGCAAGGAAGCUGCAGAGAAACCGCGCUAAAGGAACAAUGACACUCCAGCAUGGCACCUCAUUUUGCCGCAGUCUCAGUGAAACCAGCCUUAACUUGAUGGGCCUGCCUGGUGAGGAUCCUAAACGGUACUACUCCACCCUCCCUGGGCCAAUCAGAACACACUCUGCACGAGACACUGAGAUCCGUAAAGAACGUGAUGGGGGUGGAGUUAAACACUCUCUUUACCAAUCACCACACUUGUUGCUCCUUCAAGGGUACAACCAACAUGAUUGCCUGGUUUACCUGUUGAACAGGGAACAACACACAGUUGGUCAAGAAACAGCAUCAGCACGGCCAAAUAUCUGCCUGUCCUCUCCAGAUGUGCUUCCACUUCACUGCCGAAUACGUCGGGCUCCACAACGGCGCUCUUCCUCAGACCAGCGAUUACUUCUAGAACCUGUUGCCCAUGGCAACGUUAUGGUUAACUUUAUGCGCAUUGAGCGGCCCACUCCACUACGUCAUGGCGAUUUACUGUCCUUUGGUGCUCAUUACUUCUUCCUAUACAAAGACCCACUGAGUGCAAAACCUCUUCCUGCCCAAACUCUAACGCGACUUCGAGCGCUGGCACGACUUUGUGAUGGUGAUACGGGGGGUGUGCCUGAGAAGGGAGAGGCGUGUCGUAUGUGUGGGGCAGUAUUACAUGAACCGGUGGCAUCUCGGCGCAGCUCAAAGGCUCCAACUCGAAGUGCACAGAAACGAAAGCUUGCGCUGGAAUUUGAACGGGCUCAUGAGGAUGCACUGGUGAACCGGGUGCUGACACUUAUUGAGCCAAGUGGGGACGACCACAAGCUGACUCCAGCAUAUCUGCUUUGUCUAUGUAUCAAGCACUCAGCUAAUGCAUUUACACCUGGCAGCUUCUGUAAACUAUUGCUGAAAAUUGCCAAGAGGAUUCAAACCAUAGCAUGGGAAAAGACAAAGGAAUUGGCACAGAAGCAAGCUCAGCACCAGGAUCCUGCCUCCCUGUCUCUGCUCAGCAUCUCAGACCUAGUUCCUGAUCUUCAGUUAAUUUUCUUCUGGAUGUCAAAUGCCAUCGAAAUACUGUAUUUUAUCCAGCAGAAAUCACCCGCAUACAUGCGGACUAUUGAGCUCAUGGAUGACAAAGUGGGGUCUAAGGAAUCACUACUCUCAGCAACAAUAUCAGCAAACGAAGAAGCCAUGACCAUACUAGAGGAAGUGAUCAUGUACACCUUUCAGCAGUGUGUCUACUACAUCACCAAGACCUUGUACGUUGUGUUGCCCGGCCUGUUAGACUGUAACCCGUUUGGGGCAGAGUCUUCAUCGGAACAGUGUCGACGAGCGGUGGGAGUAUGUGUGUGUGCUGUGUGUGUUAUGCCGGAGGCUGUGCGGAGGGUGGUGAGUGUGUUUCAGACUACAUCAGACCUGCUGCAGCAGUACCAGGUUCACUCAGAGAUUCAGAGUCAAAUGUUCGCCUACCUCUUCUUCUUUACCAACGUCUCUCUCUUCAAUCAACUCAUCGAUAAAGGCCCUGCACGUGGUUGGUUUCAGCGUUCUCGGGUCUUGCAGAUACAGGCUUGUGUGAAGAUGCUACUGGACUGGGCUAAAGGGGCGGGGCAUAGUCAUCUUGCUCAGAAAUUUGUCGCUAAGUUCUGCAGCACUGUGAGCAUCCUGGCCACGCCACUGCAACAACUUUCACAGAUGAGUUGGAAAGCUUUGUGUGCAGAGCACCCCUCUCUGAAGCCUGUCCAGCUACACAGAAUUCUCACACAGUACCAGCUGAUGGCUGAACUGGGUCCUCUCCCAAUCUGGCAACCAAGCAGUGAAGAUGAAGCCUGUAUCUACAGAACAGUUGAUCUACUGGAGAGUUUUGAGAACCAUCCCCCUAUUGUACUGCCGAGUGCUGGAUUUAAGGUGGACCUGGAGAGUGAUUGUGUAGAGGACAGUAUAUACCGCCAGCUACUUUAUGUUCGUCACUUCCUGUGGGGUCUACGCUCCAGGACCCAUAAUUCAAAUGGCUGCGCAGACAGGCAGGAAGCCCAGCAUGACCCUCCUCAACCUCACUCCAGUCCAUAUGCAGCAACUCCUUUGCACGGGGAGGGAGAGGGGGAGGUGCGGGGCUCCUCCGUAUGCCUCGGAGGAAGAGGUGAGGGGGCUGGAGCCGAGGAACGACCCAGAGACAAACCGCCACAUACUAUUCACUACAGAAACGGGACCAGCAUUCGUUAUACCAACCAAACGCAAGCAACAGACUCUUCUUGUAUACUGACUCCACCUAACACACCCCUCUGUCCCGAACACACAUAUAUACACUCCAAUACACAGGCCAGUGCACCCCAUUACUCCGAGCAUGCUUCACAAGAGCACACACAUACACACUCUCACACAAAUUCCAAUGGUUGCGUGCGUUCCACUCCAGAGCACAAGAAAAUCAAUGGCUUCAUCAGCAAUAGCAUUGAAGGCCCUUUAAGUGGUUGUGGCUUUCCUUUCCCUGUCCCUGACUCUCACAAUCUGGGCCCAAACUCUGAUGAUAUCUGUUCCGUCUUUGUAGUGGAUCUGGAUAAGGGACCAUACGGCUUGGGAAUGGGACUUAUCGAUGGACUUCAUACUCCUCUGAACUCGCCUGGAAUCUAUAUUAGGACACUGAUUCCAGAUGGACCAGCUGCUGCAGAUGGUCGAAUUUGCAUUGGUGACAGAAUCCUGGCAGUGAAUGGGACCAGUCUCAUUGGAGCAGACUACCAGAGUGCUGUGGAUUUGAUUCGUUUGGGGGGAGGACGGCUCCGGUUUCUUGUCGCCAAAUCAGAUCUUGAAGUAUCAGAGAAGAUCAGUGCCUCUUCCUGCUGAGAGAGAGGCUGCAAGUGUGACACUCUUCCUAAAUGAAAUAUGAGGAGGACAGCGAGUCCUUCUUUCCGAGACAGGAGAUGGGAUAUUAAGCACACUAUAGGACCUCUCAGCGACUACAGCCCUCUAUCUCAGCCCUGUACAACACUGCACUCUUCCCUGUCAGAAAGACAGUUUGACAUAUCUGUUUUUACCUCUUAACCAAUUUGGUUUUAAUUCUUUAUUGUCAAAGAAUAUUAAAGGGAAUGUAUUCAUGCAUAUAAUCUGGCUGGUACUGAAACAACACAAAUUGAAAAUUGAAGUGCAAGUGAAAUGUAUAAAUGUUAUUAAUAUCUAAUUUAAAAAUAAAUAAAUAAAUAAAUAGCAAACAAUAAAAACACAGUAAACAUGAGAAACAUGGCAAUGGCCUUUGAAAAUUGAACCUAAUCUUAUCUUUCUUGGUUGAUAAAAAGGUUUGACACAAAAAUAUUUUGCCCUACUAUACUUCACAUUUUCCUAAUGGAUAAAAUCUUUACAAGUUCUUAUGCAGAAUCAUUUCAAACUGAAGGUAAACAAGCAGGCUCAAAUCCUUGAUGGUUUCCGUAUGGACAUUUGAUAUAUACAGUAUAUAUAUAUAUAUAUAUAUAUACGCACACUACCGGUCAAAAGUUUUGAAACACUUACUCAUUCUUUAUUCUAUUUUUUUUUUUUUUUUUUUUUUCACAUUUUAGAAUAAUAGUAAAGUCAUCAAAACUAUGAAAUAACAUAAAUGGAACUAUGGGAAUUAUGUUGUGACUAAACAAAAUCCCAAAUAAAUCAAAACUUGUUAUAUUUUAGCAUCUUCAAAGUAGUCACCCUUUGUCUAGAAUUUGCAGACAUGUACUCUUGACAUUUUCUCAACCAGCUUCUUGAGGUAUCACCCUGGGAUGCUUUUAAAACAGUAUUGAAGGAGUUCCCAUCUAUGUUGGGCACUUAUUGGCUGCUUUUCUUUAUUAUUUGGUCCAAGUCAUCCAUUUCAAAAACUUUUUUUUUUUAAAUUAAAGUUUAGUUUUAUAAUAAAAUAAAUUAAUAUGGUGGCACAAUUAUAUUUUUGCCUACAAAACUAAUUUCAAACAUUUAAGCAUAAGCCUUCAGAUCAAAAGAUUUUUAAGAUCAUGAGAAACAUUUCAGUCAAGUGUUUCAAAAAUUUUGACCGGUAGUGUAUAUAUAUAUAUAUAUAUAUAUAUAUAUAUAUAUAUAUAUAUAUAUAUAUAUAUAUAUAUAUAUAUAUAUACUUGCUGAACAAUUGCACUUGACAAAAUCCAUUGCAAGUGCCCAAUUUCAUGGUGCAAAUCUCUUCUCUUUCUGUCUCAAGUAUCUUCUCAAAAUGCUCAGUUUCCAUGUUAGCAGUACUCAGAAUAGUAACAAUUUUAAGUUCAACUAUUUACAAAAAGCUUAUACAGUAUACAUGCAUAUAACGUUUUCAAAAUGGCAAAGUUUUAACAUAAUUCAUAGUAUUCGUAAUAUAAGAUAAGCUGUUUCAUUUAUAUUUGAGAAGACAUUAUAAAUCUGCACACGUUUUUGAAUACAAAAAGUGUUUAUUUUUUCCAUUAUUUCAUGUUUGUACUAAAUCUGUAUUGCAGUAUUUCAUAAUUGAUUUUUUGUUCUCAGUUGAACUUGUAUUUGGAAGAUUUAUAUGGUAAUGUACCUUUUAGCUAUUAAACUGAACAUUG
Messenger RNA from Myxocyprinus asiaticus (Chinese sucker), 5813 nucleotides. RefSeq names its product ras-associating and dilute domain-containing protein-like. Gene Ontology annotation, cellular component: microtubule. The coding region runs from base 619 to 4125 and encodes 1168 amino acids. Gene Ontology annotation, molecular function: GTPase binding. The transcript has 17 exons. The record is from RefSeq and is a predicted model, not a curated record. Gene Ontology annotation, biological process: neural crest cell migration; signal transduction; substrate adhesion-dependent cell spreading. NCBI's taxonomy places the organism in Eukaryota, Metazoa, Chordata, Actinopteri, Cypriniformes, Catostomidae.